UUCCAGGUUCUGCGCCCUAGAGCCAGGCAGAGACGGAAACAUGCCAAGCUCCAGGGGAGCGGUGGCACCUGGGGCAGUUUUCCAGGAGCCCGCAGCCGUCCCGCCCCUCCCCCAGCCUCCGCCGGAGGUGUUUAUCUUCGCCUCUGCUCCAGGCUCUUUCUCUUUCACUUUUCUUUUCGCUGGGGGCUGGGACUCCCCGGGUGGAGGGCUCCCGGGAGAAUCCCAGUUGACUCACUCGCUGCCUUCCAAGUCCGACGCCCGCAAAGGAACCGGGCUGCCGACCCCCACCCUGCAGCCAGGGCUCCAUGGAGGUACAGAGCUUUGCUUCUCCGCUUUGGAAGGGGAGGUGGUGGUGCUAGAAAGGGAGACAGAAUUUUCCCCGAAAGCCUACGCCCCGACCCCACCCAGCUACGGCGGCGCUACCCUCGGGUGUCCCCCGACCGGCCGUCGCUCCACCCUCUCCUGGGAAACAUUUGACUGCGACUUCAAUUUUUGGUUUUUCCCCUAAUGACCCUUUAUUUCUCCCGUGAGUUCUCCUCGCCAUCCUCCUGCUUCCGGAGGAGCGCAGAUCGCACAUCCCUUUGCCCCCCGCGCGCGGCUCCCCAGUCGCGCCGCGCUCUUUCGCGGUUGCUGGCGGGUGGCGAGCGAAAGGAGGCGCCCGGCACUGCGCGCUCCGCUCGGAGGGCCACCGACCUGCGUCUGGCUGCCCCCGCCGAGCUGCCGGUUUCUGGGAAGACAAAAUCCAGCAGCCCCGAGCGCUGAGUUCUGCACCUAAUCGAGCUCAAAAAGGUCACAAAAAGGAGGUAUCGUGGAUGGAUGGCUGCUGGAAGCCCACUGCCAUAGCCAGCUCUUCUUCAACACUUAAGGACUUACCUGGCGUUGAGUAAUGAGAAUUUCGAAACCAUAUUUGAGAAGUACUUCCAUCCAGUGCUACUUGUGUUUACUUCUAAACAGUCAUUUUUUAACAGAGGCUGGCAUUCAUGUCUUCAUUUUGGGAUGUAUCAGUGCAAGUCUUCCUAAAACAGAGGCCAGCUGGCAGCAUGUAAUAAGUGAUCUGAAAAUAAUCGAAGAUCUUAUUCAAUCUAUACAUAUUGAUGCUACUUUAUAUACUGAAAGUGAUGUUCAUCCUAAUUGCAAAGUAACAGCAAUGAAGUGCUUUCUCCUGGAGUUACAAGUUAUUUUGCACGAGUCCAGAAAUGUGACCCUUCAACAAACGGUAGAGAACCUUAUUAUCCUAGCGAAUAGCGGUUUGUCUUCUAAUGAGAAUGUGACAGAAUCCGGAUGCAAAGAAUGUGAGGAACUGGAGGAAAAAAAUAUUAAAGAAUUUUUGCAGAGUUUCGUACAUAUUGUACAAAUGUUCAUCAACCCUUCUUGAUUGUAAUUGAUCCUUUUCAGUGUUUCUAUUAUUAACAAACACCUUCCUGCUGCUUAGAGACAACAAAACACUCUACAUUUCCAAUGUGCUGCCUAAACAAGCUUUUCUAGCAAGAAGAUUAUCAGGAUCUUGGAUCAGAUGAAUUCUUAGCCAUGGAGGAAGAAAAAUGUCACGGAGUAACAAAAUUGACUAUGAACUUCUCUCAGACAUAUUUUGCUCACUUUUUUAAUUUAUUAUUGAAAUUGUACAUAUUUGUAGCAUAAUAUAAAAUGUUGAAUAAAUGUGUGUACAUGUUUUAUCAUUUGAA
Messenger RNA from Microcebus murinus (gray mouse lemur), 1682 nucleotides. It is a transcript of the gene IL15, whose product is annotated as interleukin 15. Gene Ontology annotation, cellular component: extracellular region. The record is from RefSeq and is a predicted model, not a curated record. Gene Ontology annotation, biological process: positive regulation of immune response; neutrophil activation; positive regulation of tyrosine phosphorylation of STAT protein. Gene Ontology annotation, molecular function: cytokine receptor binding; cytokine activity. Lineage: Eukaryota; Metazoa; Chordata; Mammalia; Primates; Cheirogaleidae.